UCCUGUCGAAACUCUCACAGUGGGUCGGAAUAAACACAAGAACAGAGAUUCCUGCAUCCAUCUUCAUCAACAUGACAUGCUUUAUUUGCAUUUCUGUCUUUUGUUUGUCUGCAUUUUUAAUGGAGGCGCAGGGUACGUAUGGCCCCUACUUACAGAACCAUAACCAGCUCUAUGGAGACCGGCAGAGAUCUCACUUCACCCCCAAUAUGCCUGGUCCUGGACACGGCAACUCCAUCAACUUUGGAGCUCAUGGCUUUAAUCACAGGUUUUACAGCUAUCAUCAUCGCAACCCUCAUCAGCACCAUCACCAGCGGCCGCCCUGGAAAGGGCCUCCCUUUAUCUACCACCGUCCUGCCUUACCUGUCCGGCCCAUCUCACCUGUCCAUCCUGUCUGGUCAGUUGUGCCCACACCUCCCAAAAUUCCGGUGGUGCUACCUGUCCCUACAGUGCCCAUGCCACUCACCAAGGUAGCCACCCUACCCCCGCCACCUCCAACACAGACUACAACCACUACAACCACAGCAACCACAACAACCACAGCAAUCACAACAACCACAACAACCACGACAACCACUCCAGAGCCGGUCAGUACCCCUCAUGGCACACCUGCCCCUGCCGAACCUUCCACUGACCCAGCUCCAGCAGAGCUCUGCAAGAGUCGUCCUCUAGACCUGGUUUUUAUCAUUGACAGUUCUCGUAGCGUCCGUCCUGCAGAGUUCGAAAAGGUCAAAAUCUUCCUCUCUGAAAUGGUUGAUUCUCUUGAUAUCGGAUCCGAUGCCACACGAGUCGCCCUGGUCAACUACGCCAGCACCGUCAACAUUGAGUUCCUUCUGAAAAAGUACUUCAGUAAGGCCGAGGUCAAGCAGGCCUUUUCCCGUAUUGAUCCGCUCUCAACAGGAACUAUGACUGGCCUGGCUAUCAAAACCGCCAUGGAGCAGGUUUUUACAGAGAGCGCUGGGGCCCGGCCACUAAAAAAGAACAUCGGUAAGGUGGCCAUCAUUGUGACUGAUGGAAGGCCGCAAGAUAAAGUUGAAGAGGUGGCAGCAGCAGCAAGGGCUUCUGGAAUUGAAAUAUAUGCUGUCGGAGUGGACAGAGCAGAUAUGCGGUCUCUCAAACAGAUGGCCAGUCAGCCUCUGGAUGACCAUGUGUUCUAUGUGGAGACAUACGGAGUGAUCGAGAAACUAGCAUCUAAGUUCAGGGAGACACUCUGUGCUGAUUUUGCAGGUUUCGAUGCUUGUGCGCUUGGGCACAACUGCCAACAUAUUUGUGUCAACAACAAUGCCUCUUAUUUCUGCGAGUGCAGAGAGGGAUAUGUUAUCAACUCUGACAAGAAAACGUGCUCUAAGCAGACCAAUGAAGAGGCAAGAGGAGACCUGACUGAGAAUGCCUGCAUGUGUGAAGCUCAGAUCGCAUUUCAGAGGAAGGUUCACAACAGUAUACAGUCUCUCACCAGCAGACUGGAUGACAUCUCAAACAGAGUGCAGCAGUUUGAUCUCCGUCGUGCCUAGAGUGGAGGAUGGGACUCUAAACAGCUUGUUCUAAAAAGAAAAAGGAAGAAGAAU
Molecule: messenger RNA, 1562 nt
Organism: Sinocyclocheilus rhinocerous
Lineage: Eukaryota; Metazoa; Chordata; Actinopteri; Cypriniformes; Cyprinidae
Product: matrilin-3-like
Exons: 6
Coding region: 72-1508 (478 amino acids)
Molecular function (GO): calcium ion binding
Source: RefSeq, a predicted model, not a curated record